AUGAUGAUGCAGUUUUUGCCUCUUACAGAAUGUGUGCCUCUCCUCGCGAGCCAAUAUGCUGCUACCAAAAUGUCUAACACCGGACUAGAAUACGGCGAGCUGGUGAACGACAGGACGAAGGGUAACCACGACAGCCCGAGCCACACGUCCGAUACGGCGUAUGAAUCAUGUCUGAGUCCCCUGCAGCCGAACGAUAGUGGCAGCUUCAGCACAAUCAACGUGUGCGCUAUCUGCUGCGAUCGUGCCACCGGAAAACACUACGGUGCGGCAUCCUGCGAUGGUUGUAAGGGAUUUUUCCGCCGAAGUGUGCGGAAAAACCACACCUACUCCUGCAGGUUCUCGCGCAAUUGCGUGGUGGACAAAGACAAGCGGAACCAGUGCCGGUACUGCAGGUUAAAGAAAUGCUUCAAAGCUGGAAUGAAAAAAGAAGCGGUCCAGAACGAGCGGGACCGCAUAAGCUGCCGCAAACCGAGCACGGAUGAUAAGAACACCAUCAACGGGCUGUCGGUGAAGUUUCUACUGCGGGCAGAAAACUUCAGCCGCCAUUUCGGUGCCGCCCUGGACGAGUCAAACGAUGGCGAGGAAGCGGAUCUGUCCUCGAAGCGGUUCGCCAGCAUCAACGAUGUGUGCGAUUCGAUGAAGCAGCAGCUGCUGAUACUGGUCGAGUGGGCCAAAUCGAUUCCAGCGUUUGCUGAGCUGCAGCUUGACGAUCAGGUGGCAUUGUUGCGGGCCCACGCUGGUGAGCAUCUGCUGUUGGGGUUGUCACGACGUUCGAUGCACUUGCCGGAGAUGCUGCUGCUGGGGAACAACUGCAUCAUCACGAAGCAGUGCCCGGAUGCCAAUAUGUCGCCUAAUUUGGACAUUUCACGGAUUGGGGCGCGCAUUAUCGACGAGCUUGUGAGUGCCAUGAAAGAGAUACAGAUCGACGACUCGGAGCUGGCGUGCAUAAAGGCGCUGGUAUUCUUUGACCCAAGUGCAAAAGGACUGAACGAACCCGCCAAGAUUAAAUCACUAAGGCAUCAGGUGCUGAACAACCUCGAGGAUUACAUAUCAGAUAAGCUGUACGACUCGCGAGGUCGGUUUGGAGAGAUACUGCUGUUGCUACCGGUGCUGCAGUCGAUUACGUGGCAAAUGAUCCAGCAGAUAGAGCUUGCCAAAAUGUUCGGUGUGGCACACAUCGACAGCUUGCUGCAGGAGAUGUUGCUCGGAGGCGACACCAUCGACACGUCGUCCACGAUCACGUCACCAUUGAACAUGAUGAACACAAACAAUAGUCCCUCGGACUCGUGCGAUACGACGCAACUGGCGUCUUCCAUGGGUUCGACCGUGGAUCACGACACACAAGACCCCCUAGUACAAAUGUCGACGCUCGGACCUGGCCCAGGUUACAGCGGCGAUGCUGACGGCUUGCUCAUCUCCCCCAUGGACACGGUGCCCAGUCACGGUGCAGGUGGAUACUGCAACCGGAAAACGCCAGACACGCUGAACGGGCACCAACUGCAUGGUUCCAGAGUUGGCCAAUCAACUACAGGUGCCGGUGCCGGUACCGGUGAUACCGCAGAUUUCAUGCAACAGGAACACCAGGCGCAAUCGCGACACAUCGCGGUCAGUUCGGCCGAAUCCGCUGUGACGAUAGCGGACAUAUACUUUCACGCACCGACGUCGGGCGUCGGUUCGACGGCGCUUCAGCUCGACAGUGAUGUUGCCAUGUACAACAACAACAAUCUUAGCUGCUGCCAGAGCGAGAUGCACCACUCCGGCAAGGGUUGUGAGAUUGUGAAAAUCGAGACUAAACGAGAGCCAGAAAACGCAUAAUUACCGGCAUCAUCCUUGCCAUCAUCCUCGCGUGCGCGCGCCUGCGUGCGUGCGUGUAUGAGUGUGUGUCGUUUUGGUGUGUGUGUGUGUGCAUGCGUGUGCAAUAUUAGACAAAAAAAGGGGGAAUGCAAUUGCGAAGGGAGCAUAAAAAAUACAAAAUGAAGCAAUAUUGAUAUUUACGGUGCAAGAUUACUGAUAAGGUAGAAUUUUUCUCCGUUUUUUUAUAGUUUAGCAAAUUUUUGUUUCAUUUUACGAAUGUUUUUUUGUUCUCUUUCUGUUGAGGUAAUUUUGUUUUUUUUUGUUAGAACCCAUACUGUCGGUUCUUCGGUUAUGGGAAAAUUGAGCAUGUUAAGUUUCACGAAAGAUGUGACGGCGGCGGGGUUCGUGAGUUGUACCACGAAUUCCGCGUUAUACAGUGGUCAGAGGUUUUUUUUAUGUUUCAUCUUUUUUUGUUAUAGGAGCAGAAGUAGGAACAAUGAAUAAAAUCCAUUACAAUUGUGACGCUAUAGCAUAGUUAUACCCAAGUCAAACGCGUUUGGUGAGGUGAGGUAGGGUUCUGUACAUAUAUUCAAUACAGGUGGCGUGCAUCCGGGAGGUGAUUGUUAUACUCUUUGCGUAGGUUAGGUACUGUCCCAUAACCCUUUCCAUUUUCCUCCUGUUUUCCGCAAACUACCGUAAAGGAAACUAUUAUAGACUUGUUUUUUUUUCUUCUGUUUUCUGGGACGAAAAGUGCAAAUAAAACGACUGGUUUUUUUCUUCUGUUUCCAAAUCGGACUUCGAUG
Anopheles nili is the source of this 2597-nucleotide messenger RNA. RefSeq names its product hepatocyte nuclear factor 4-gamma (gene Hnf4). Bases 1 to 1815 code for a protein of 604 amino acids. The record is from RefSeq and is a predicted model, not a curated record. Gene Ontology annotation, molecular function: nuclear receptor activity; RNA polymerase II cis-regulatory region sequence-specific DNA binding; zinc ion binding. The transcript has 7 exons. Gene Ontology annotation, cellular component: nucleus. NCBI's taxonomy places the organism in Eukaryota, Metazoa, Arthropoda, Insecta, Diptera, Culicidae. Gene Ontology annotation, biological process: cell differentiation; regulation of transcription by RNA polymerase II; anatomical structure development.